AUGGCGCUGGACGAGUCAUUCAAGAGGCCGGGCACCAUCCCGUUCAAGUGGGAGCUCCAGCCUGGCGUCCCCAAGCAGCAGCAGCAGCAGCAACCAUCACCCCGUCACCACGGCGAAGGCAGCGGCGGCGCCACCACCGGAAGCAGUAGUACUUCUUCUCCGGCGCCGGCGUCGCUUCUGCUCCCACCGAGGCUCGCGCUUCCUCCUCGCGCUCACGACACCGGCCGCGCGAGUAGCCUCGCCUCGACGGCGCCGUCGCCGUCGCCGCGUUCGUCUCACCGGCGGUCCAUGUCUGCGCGGUUCACGGCGUCUCUGGUGCUGCCGUUCACGCGGCCGCGGCGAGGACGGUCCAGGGACGAGGCCGACAUAACCUUCACGGUGCUGUACGGCGACAAGAUCGCGUAA
Oryza brachyantha (malo sina) is the source of this 405-nucleotide messenger RNA. RefSeq names its product protein alan shepard-like. Lineage: Eukaryota; Viridiplantae; Streptophyta; Magnoliopsida; Poales; Poaceae. The transcript has a single exon. The record is from RefSeq and is a predicted model, not a curated record. The coding region runs from base 1 to 405 and encodes 134 amino acids.